AAGGAACAAGUUAGCCCUGAAAAUGGAAGUAACACAUUCAACUGUGAUCAGCAGUUGAGUGAAAAGAAAAUGGUGAGUUAAGAAAAAAUGUGUGGUUGUCCGUUUCCUGCUCUUGUGUGCCUGUAGCACAUCAGAGCAGACUGUGAAGAGAACCUCCCUCAGCCUGUUGUUGAACCAGGGUCUAAUACAGCACAGCCUGCUGUGUGAGCAGCUUCGUCACACCUAACACAACUCCUCAGAGAUCGCUAUGAGUCGGGGCUCCAAGGCCAAGCUUCAGCAGGGGAGCAGACACAGCACUCUGCUCAGCCCUUUGGAGAAUGAAAGGUUGGAAGUCUUCAUGGGAAGAAGGUGUUCUUCUCUGGCCACUGCUGUGGUCCAGCUGUUCAUGGCCCUGCCACACAGUCCAACCUUCUGGAGUCUGCAGCACACAGGAGUGGCCUGCUUCAUCAAGGACAACCCCCAACGCUCCUACUUCAUACGUCUAUUUGAUGUGAAGGCAGGUAAACUGAUAUGGGAGCAGGAGGUCUAUGCCCAAAUGUCUUACUUCUGCCCUCAACCUUUCUUCCACUCUUUUGCUGGAGAUAAUUGUCAAGUCGGGCUGAACUUUGCAAAUGUCCAAGAAGCUGAAAACUUUCAAAAUGCAGUGCAAGAAAAGAUCUGCCAAAGAGACCGUCAAGCUUCAGAAAAGAAACAACGGCCCCUAGCUUCAAAUGACAGGGGAUACCUACCUCCACUGCCACCUGGCAAAGGGCCUGUGAGUACCUGCAUUGCCACCAUUGACAUCCAGAACCCAGACAUUCAGGCCUCGCGCUACCGCACGGUGGCUUCCCCUCCAUCUGUCUUCAGCUUAGGCAAAAGCAAAAAGGAAAAGAAAAGCAAGAAAAAGGGCAGCAAGUUUUCCAAAGCUGAUAUUGGAGCGCCCAGUGGGUUCACACAUGUGAGUCAUGUGGGCUGGGACCCCAACAACCUGGACCCUGACCUGAAGAAGCUGCUGUCCACGGCAGGCAUCAGUGAGGAGGAGCUGAAGGAUGAGGAGACAUCCCAACUCAUCCAGAACGUCAUCGAGCAGUCAGGAGGCAUGGAGGCAGUCAAGAAGGCCAUGAACAAAGAUCGUCCUCCCCCGCCCUCUGGUAGGCAGGGUCCUCUCCCUCCAGUGCCUGGAGUCUCUUCGUACGCCCCACCCCCUGCUCCUGGCAGUGCCUGUGCUCCGCCUCCCUCACGGAGUCGCUCCGGCCCCCUGCCUCCUCUCCCAGGACAGCCACAGCGUGGAGCGCCUGCUCAGCCCCCUCCCUCACGCACCGUCCUGCCACCACCACCCCCUUCAGCUCGAGCUGGUCUCCCGCCACCUCCACCCUCCGUGUCCUACUCCCACAGCCCUCCUCCACCUCCCCCCGGGACCCAACACUUCAUGGCUGCUCCUGCAGCCUCCACACCCCGCGGAGGAGGACCUGCCCCCCCUCCCCCUCCUCCUCCCCCUCCUCCUCCCCCUCCUCCUCCCCCAGCACACAUUUCAGAAGACUUCCCUCCUCCUCCUCCUCCACCCUGUGGGACUCUCAAACCCCCUCCUCCUCCAUCCAAUGGGGAAGGUGGGGGUGACGGGAGAGGGAAUCUGUUGAGCCAGAUACGCCUGGGAAAGAAGCUAAAAAAUGUAACUGAGAGUCCUGAUCUACCUUCACCUGCUCAGUCUGAGUCUGAUGAGGGCAUCGUUGGAGCUUUGAUGAUGGUCAUGCAAAAAAGAAGCAAAGUCAUCCACUCCUCAGAUGAAGAUGAAGAUGAGGGUGGAUUUGACGAUGACGAGGAUGAUGAAUGGGAUGACUAGUUUCCUCCACAAGCUGUGUCCUGUUGAUUUCACCACCCACUGUCUCGCUGGUUGGUCAGGGUCUACUGUAAUCAUCUCUCCUCUUUCUAAACUGUAUGAAAGGAGGAUCAUUUCAUGACUUAUGGUAAAAUGUUUUCGACUGAAUGUUCAUGAACGAUAGUAAAUAUAUAGAAAAUCUGUUUUUUGUUUGUUAUUUUACUCCAAACGUCUUCACUAAAAUAGAUGGAUAUCAACUGCAAUCUCAAUAAAUGGACAUGUUAGGAAGAAAGGAACUCUUUAUUAGCAGUUUCAACAAUUCCAGUGUAAUGUAGAACAACACAUUGCAGUUUGUGGUGAAGGGUGUCUGGUUACAGGAGUUACUUACACCUACCUGUCAUGCCUUUCCUAUUCAACAGGUCAAUUUUUCCAUUUAUAAAUAUGUAUUUAACAUGUUUGUGUCUAUCACAAUUGUGCUGGACUAUAACUUGUUCAUUUUAACUUGAA
Hypomesus transpacificus is the source of this 2302-nucleotide messenger RNA. Its product is annotated as wiskott-Aldrich syndrome protein-like. The coding region runs from base 248 to 1819 and encodes 523 amino acids. NCBI's taxonomy places the organism in Eukaryota, Metazoa, Chordata, Actinopteri, Osmeriformes, Osmeridae. Gene Ontology annotation, biological process: actin filament organization. The transcript has 11 exons. Gene Ontology annotation, molecular function: actin binding. The record is from RefSeq and is a predicted model, not a curated record.